Messenger RNA from Acipenser ruthenus (sterlet), 5105 nucleotides. RefSeq names its product SERTA domain-containing protein 2-like. Bases 448 to 1311 code for a protein of 287 amino acids. The transcript is spliced from 2 exons. The record is from RefSeq and is a predicted model, not a curated record. Gene Ontology annotation, cellular component: nucleus. Gene Ontology annotation, molecular function: transcription regulator activity. NCBI's taxonomy places the organism in Eukaryota, Metazoa, Chordata, Actinopteri, Acipenseriformes, Acipenseridae.
GUGGGCGAGUCGCGUUAACAAAAUAUUAACCAAUGGGAAAUGGUUGCUAGGCGGUUCAUCAAGUAUGCAGCCCAAUUGUAACCAGGGCACCUGACGAGCGUCAACCAGCUGAGAGUCUUUCCCGCAGUUUCUAUCCUGUUAACUGUUUUAGCCGGCUUCUGUGAAACCUAGCCGCAGAGCGAGCGAGCGAGUGGUGAGAAAGAUAUGUCGUUAACACACACCACGGUAGUAAACAAGUUGUAUCUGGAAAAUAAUCCUUACCACACGCACAAGAAGACAUACGGGAAUAUAACUGAUUAGGAGUUGUAUUAUAAAUUAUUUGUUGAUAAUGUUACGGGUAAAGCGAAUUUUACCAGUCAAAGAGACACCGUCUCUCUUUUGCGACUGACUGCUGGUGUUGAUAAUAAGGAAGUUUCUAAACCUAAAGUUCGUUCUGUAUUACGAUACAUGUUGGGCAGAGGAGUGAAACGCAAGCUAAGUGACUACGACGAGAGCAUGGCUGCUGGUCCUCCAGGUCCCUUUGACUCCAGCCCGGGUCUCCCCUACCCCCAGCAGAGGCAGCUGGUGCUCAACAUGUGCCUGCGCAAGCUGCAGAGCUGCUGCUUGAAGGUGGAGCCCAGCCUUCACCGCUCCGUCCUGCUCUCCAACACCCUGCGCCAAAUCCAAGGUGAGAUGCUCAAUGAGGACUGCAACACACCCCCACUCGCAGUGCAGUCUGACGGGAACACCUACAGUGUUGACACCAGCCCCUACAUUGGGGGCAACCCCCCUGCAACUCCUGCACACAUCCCUGACCUGCCCCCAUUGCCACUCUAUAGUCAGGCAGAAGAAGCUAACCUGAUGACAAUGCCAUCUGAUAAUGGGAUGUCUUCAACCGUCUCCAGCCAUGUAAGAGUGGCUGGCUUUAUGAAGGACAUGAGCCCACCACCUGCCUUCCCCAGCUGGGCUGAGAAUGAGGAGCUGGACUUCUUUUCUUCCUCCUCCUCUUCUGAGGACGAAGGUAACGAUCAUCCAGCAGGCUCCAGAUCUCUAGAUUCCCUGUUCGGUUCCUUUGAAAUCCCAAAUUCCACCAGCUACUUGACGGACCUGGCUUUCGAUGAUAUCUUUGAGGACAUUGACACAUCCAUGUAUGAUUCCUCAGACUUCACCUCUGUUCUAUCUUUCACUGCCCCUCGCUCAUCAGUUUCCCCCUCUGAAGACAGCCUCAAGCCAUUCUCCACUUGCAGUUCCCUCUCCACUAAUGGCAUUCAGAUCUGUGUUACAGACUUGAACGAUCUGGACCACAUCAUGGAGAUCCUUGUGGAAUCCUGAUAUUUGUUUCGGUGGGAUUGGGGAAUGAUUGAAGAUUUAUAAUAUAAUUGAUAUCUAUAUUUUUAUACAGAUCAAGUUAUUUAUAUAUAUAUAAUGCAACAAAAUGUCUCAAAUCUAGAAAAUCCUGGAAUACUGGACACAUUUUAAAGACUAUUAAGAAGAAAAAUGUAACUGGUGCGGUUUAUAACUAAUCAUAGUCUUUCCUCGACGACAUUUUAAAAAAAUAUUUUAAAAAUUAAUUUAUAUUUAUUAUGGACUUGUUAAGAAACUUUCUUUUGUUUUUUAUUUACUAUAAUUUAAAAUACAAUGGGAACUAUAUAUAUAUAUAUAUAUAAUCCUGAGGAAAUGUAAACAAACCAUGAAGAAUGAUGUUUUAGCUUUUUCGAAUGAAUAUGAACUAUUUAUUUUUGUAAUAUUUUCCUACAUUUUUAAAGGGUCUUUUACUCACUUUAAAUGGUUGUUUAUCAAGCUGGACUGGCUCAAAUGGUAUGGCUUGCACUACCUCUACAGAAUUAUCUCUUGAAGUGAGUGGUGUUAGUUCAGGAACAGGGCAGGGAAAUCAACUUUAACUCUUUUAUACAAGCACAUUUGUCAUGUUAAUGUGUUAACUGGUCUUCUACAAGAAACAGACAACUGAGUAGCUCUCGAAUGACAAUGAAACAGUAUUAAUUGCACACAGAUUCUUUAUAUUCAGUGUCAUUUUGUAUACCUUGUGGACUUCACUGGAAAACCUGAAUUCUGGCAGGAGGUGUAAAUCUCUUUUGCAGCUCAGAUCUAGUAUCUCAGUGCCAGGGAGGAAAAAAGGCUGUUACCUAACACUGGAUACUUGAAUUUCACUAUCUGUGCUGGCCUGUACACAAAGGUAUUGAUUAGCUAAUCCAGCUGUAUUCAUUUCGUUUUUUUGCUGUGUGAAGUUGUGCUGGAGUUGCUGAUGGCAGCUAGAUUGUCGGUACAUUUCAUCUGUUCUCAGAACAUUUCAAGCCACCCCACUCGGGACUGCCUUUCAUGCUGUUCACACUGAAGACUUAACAGCUGAGAAAGUUACUUCAAACAUGGCUUCAGAUAGCAUUUUGCUAUAUGCAACUUCUGUUUUAUAUAUGGGGGUGGUCAAUCCUUUUGAUGGAGAAACACCCUUUGCUUUGUGUCCCUUUGGAGACAUUUUACCAGAAGAGUCCAGCAAGCAGCGCUAGAGUAUAAGAUCCAUCCCAGUAUCUAUCUGUAUCUAAAUACUGAAACUAACACUGCCCAGUGCUACAAACUCGUAGCUAUUUCUAGUUGGGAUUCAGACUGGUUAAGAAAUGGAUGUCCACCAAAUGCAUGACGAGGCAUCUUUUAUAUGAUUUUUGUCCCUUAAUUUUUUUUUUUUUUUUUUUUUUGGUCAGAAUCAUGUCUAGACCCCUAUUCAGGUAAACGCAUCCCUGACAGGUCUUAUCAUAAUCUUUUUGAGCCCCUAAUCACAAUGACAAAUCACAAUGGCUGGAACAUUUCCUCCAAUUUGGUCUUCUGACAGCCUUGUCAAGACAUCUUCUGUCAGCUCUAUCCUUUUGUUUAGCUGGAAUCUAAAAAAGGACCAGUUUGUUUCAGGAAUGGGUAGCCUAAAAUUCUUUGUUGGCAGUACCUUUUUUUAAUCAGAAUUGCCCUUAUAAUAAUUUUCAAACAAAAUUUUGUUAUGUAUUUGUAGAUUUUUAUUUAAAAAAAAAUGUAAAGUGCCUGCAUUUAGGUACCUAUGCCAAUGCCUUUUUUUAACCAAUUAAAAAACCUUUCUCGAUAAUCUUAAAGUUAUAGCCAGUCUCCCCUGCCUAAUCUAGGAUACAGUGAAAGAUUGCUGGACAAGACACAGCUUGCUAUGAAAGGGUUGGGCUAAAUCAGUUGUCUAAGAAUGCCAUUAUUAUUAUUAAUAUUAUUUAUAGACUUUUUUCCGACCAGCUGUCCAGAGAGAGAGCGAGAGUAAGCAGCCGGCUCGAUCUUUGUUAGCAAAAUAAAAACAAAAAACUAUCAGGACCUCCAUGUACAAAAGUCAAUACAGAAAUCUGAUGAAACAUCAGGAAUACAACCAUUGCUAGCUUUGUGUCCCUUUCAAUUUAAGGUCACCUUUUGUAUGUAAAAAUUGAUUUAUUUUUAAGAAAAAAUUAUACAGCAGUCACAUUGCAAAAAUAGUUCACUUUUAUUGGAAGUGUCCAAAUAAGGAUGAGGAAAUCUGUGUUUUACUUACUUUUGGUUCUUGAAAGGUACAGGCUGAGAGUAAAUCCUGCCAACACUUCACUAGGCAAAAGGUGAAACUUGAAAGCGUUCUCCGCUUGGUCUCUGUGCAUUGGCUGGAAGGUGAAACAGCUCAUGAAUAAUGUUGUUAUGUUCAGGAUUGGCAACAGUAUACUCCUGUUCUGGAAUUGAACUGAAGCUUGUUUCUGUUGGGAGUUUUAAUUUGUCUUUGAGAUAGUGGGUUUGUUGCCUCCAACACACAGUAUCAAUUUGAACACCAGGGAGCAAUCUCAUCUGGGUUUCACUGCAGACUGUUCAUCUGACUAACCUGUCAAUUUUACUGUUGUAUGUAUGUAUGUAUGUAUGUAUGUAUGUGUAUGUGUAUGUGUGUAUAUAUAUAUAUUCCCCUCUGUGUGGAUAUGUAUUUUUUUGAGGUUGUUCAUUACAGAGGAAUGAGAUAAUAUAUGAAAUGUAUUUAAGGGUGGUAAAAUAGGAGGUCCAGUCUAGUUUUCCUUGGCAGAUCAUGCAAAAUGCUGGUGCCAUUAAUUCUGAAGGGAUUUUUCGCUAACCUUGUAAUUUUCUAGUGCAGUUGUUGAUUUAUUUAUAUAUACAGUAAUGUAUCCUAUAUAAUUAGGAAUUUGCUGUGUUUAUUUAUUUUUAUUUGUCAUCCAAGCUCAGUUUUAAUUGGAGUUAUUUGAAUCUACUGUAGCUCAUUUAACUACAGUUAAACAGAUAAAAAAGUAAACACUAUUGAAGUUUUUGUUUUCCCCUUUAAUUUUAUUUUGCUAUUCCCUGAAUGGGCUAUUGCAUGACCACUUUCCAGUUUACCUAAUGUACGUAUUCAUGCUGUAACCCUCCUUUUCUCUUAAAAGGUCUGAAGGCAUGUGUGUUGCCAAUGGAACUUGCAAACUGGUCUUUCCUCUUAAACCAUUGUCCAUUCCUGUUACUCUCUUAUGAUGCUAAACUGAAUUAUCCAGAUACACAAACCCUUUCACACUUACAAAGGACCUAUUUCCUCUGCCAAACUAUACAGUCCACCUGAGCAUGUCCAUCCACCUGUUUACUCAGUGUUCAUGUUAGAUUGAAUGGUUAUCGAUUUUGGUUGACCUUUUGUGGUCAAUCUGCCAAACAUGCAUGCUCAGUACAAAAUAACAUACACAUUUAUUGUACCACACCUUAAACCUUGUAUUGCAAUUGCUAAAUUUGAGGUUGUUUUGUAAAAAAUACCAACCUCCUCUAAACUCAAUACUGUACAGAAUGAAUACUGAGAUGUCUCACUUUUAUCUCCGAAGUGCAAUAUAAAUGUAUCCUGAAAACAAUAAGCUGGCUCACCUACCAACCUAACCUACCAGCAAGUCCAAGACAUUUGACAAGUUCCACUUGUUAUAGUUUGUUUCUAAAAGAAAACCUCUCUUUUGCAUGAUUAACAUACAUGUAUUACCUUUUUAUAAAGUUUAUUCUUCUGUUGGUGGUUAGCAUUUUAAAUAUACCUUUUACCGUGUAUGUGUUGUACAUAUUUUUACAUACUUUUUGUGUUCUUUGUAUAUCCUAUGCAAUACUAUUGUAGCAGGUCAUUAAAAUUAUAAUAAAAUAAA